AACUUUUUCAUGCCUAAAAUACCUAUUCAGGCGUUGUAUGAUCUGGUAUGCGUCAGAAACGCCUGGGCAACGAAUGUGCCCAAAACUCAACAUCUGGCCUUGUUUGACGUCAUUACUGCCGACAGUGCAGGCGGCUGCCAACUGACUUAUCUACAAAGAACAUUGCAUCAUAAAUAACUACUCGUUAUUAUUUGUAGGUCAGGUACAGUCACAAUUUACCCUUGAUACAUUACGGUUUUGAUACUUUCAAACACCGCCAGAGAUAGAGCACGGCCUCUUUGUUCUCGAAUUGAACACGAUGGACCCUAAGGCCCAAUACAUGUCUGUCCUUUUCCUGCCUGUUUUCAAAACGGCGAAAAUGUGUUAAGUGAACCGGGCUCAAUGAUACUAAUAUAUUUUACUAUGAUAUUGAAAGGUUUCGUGAUCACAAUCCUCAAAUAUUUUGAAUUGUAAUGUCUUCAAAAAUGUAUAAUUUUCAUCAGGCUUUCGUUAUAGACAGUUCUUGUUUAGUUAGACACUAUUUUUCCUUUGACAAGAACCGUAGCUAGCUAGCUAGGGUUUAAGUCACUAUACGAUUAAUAUUUAUUAUCGUUUAGCUAAGUGAUAUCUAACCUGGAUGGCUAUUCACUUUUACACUAGAUGGCAAAUAAUGAUUGGGACGGUUUGCUAGCAAGCCAGGCUCUUUCAGCGAGCGAAUUAAGUUAGCGUCGACGAGUUUUGGUACUCGGCGAACCUCCCCCCGCUUCAUGUUCACAUGAGGUCUCUCAACAACGCAUUUCACUUAGCCAGUUUGCUUGCAUUUAACAGUAACGAACCCCGAGACGAAGUCAUUAGACCGGUGCGUGUCCUGUGGCUAUCUUGCUACUGCUGUAGCUAGGCAAGUACAGUAACUAAGUGCUCAAGCAUAGCACUCAAUGCUGGCUAAAAAUAACAAACUCUUUGUCCCCCAUUCAGCACCCCACCAAAAGUGGUGAGCCCGUCCACCUUACGACUUUACAUACAACCAGUUGGGACUUUGUCGUUCUACAUGGUCGAUACAGCCAAGUCAGGACGAUCAGAAGAGGUUGGAGGCACUGUAGUUUGUGAAACGAACUGGCAUGAGGUAUCUCUCUCCGCCUGGGUGUCUUCAAGUCGGGUUACCAAAGUAAACGCAUUUAACUCGCUUUUUGACCGAACAUCAAGCGUCAUCCAUGGCGUUGGCCUGUCACCAGUAGCUUGUUCCCGGCAGGGAAAACAUUAGCUAUUUAACAUUAACAAUACUGUUAAAGGUCACCCCUUUGUUUUGAUUGUAAACUGUGAAAGAAAUCCUUAAAAGUUAUUCUACCACAGUGGAACAUCAUGUCGGAGGAUAACAACGCAGAAAAAUUCAUCAAGGAGACCUCCAUCUUGGAAGAGUACAACAUUAACUGGACACAGAAGCUCGGGGCAGGGAUCAGUGGACCUGUUAGAUGCACCAUCAAUAGCAUUCUGUAGGGCUGCAUCGCCGCCUGGUAUGCAAACUACACCGCCCACAACCACAUGACUCUACAGAGGGUGUUCCGGUCUGCCCAACCGAUCACCGGGGGUAAACUGCCUGCCCUCCAGGACAUCUACAGCACCUGGUGUCAUAGGAAGGCCAAGAAGAUCAUCAAUGACCUGAGCCACGGCCUGUUCACCAUGCUACCAUUUAGCAGACAGAGACAGUACAGGUGUAUCAACGCCGGGACCGAGAAACUAGAAAACAGCUUUGAUCUCCAGGCCAUCAGACUGUUGAACAGCCAUUAGUAGCCAGCCACCGCUUGGGUACUCUGCCUGGCAACUUAGACUGCUGGCCCAUGUAUGAAGAGACAUUGAACACUGAGUUUGUGUGAAGAAGUCAACUCAGGAACGAUUGGCCCUGAAAAUCCUAAUUGAUCGUCCCAAGGCCCGAAAUGAGGUGCGGCUCCACAUGAUGUGUGCUACACACCCCAACAUCGUGCAUAUUAUGGAGGUGUACGCCAACAGUGUGCAGUUCCCUCACGAAUCCAGUCCAAGAGCGAGGUUACUGAUCGUCAUGGAGAUGAUGGAGGGAGGCGAGCUGUUCCACAGGAUCAGUCAGCACAGACACUUUACAGAGAAGAUGGCUAGCCAGGUCACCAAACAGAUCGGCCAGGCCCUGGAACACUGUCACUCACUGAAUAUUGCACAUCGAGACCUGAAACCAGAGAACCUGCUCUUCAAGGAUAACUCCCUGGAUGCACCGGUGAAGUUGUGCGAUUUUGGAUUUGCAAAGAUUGACCAGGGUGACUUGAUGACCCCACAGUUCACUCCUUACUACGUUGCACCUCAGGUACUUGAGGCUCAAAGGCGACACCAGAAGGAAAAGUCUGGAAUAAUACCUACCUCACCCACCCCUUACACCUAUAACAAGAGCUGUGACCUGUGGUCCAUUGGGGUGAUCAUCUACGUGAUGCUGUGUGGCUACCCUCCCUUCUACUCCAAGCACCACAGCCGCACCAUCCCCAAGGAUAUGCGCAAAAAGAUCAUGACGGCCAGCUUUGACUUCCCCGAGGACGAGUGGAGCCAGAUCUCUGAAAUGGCCAAGGACAUUGUCCGCAAGCUGCUGAAGGUGAAGCCUGAGGAGAGGCUGACCAUUGAGGGUGUACUGGAACACCCCUGGCUCAACUGCACAGAGGCCCUGGACAACGUGCUGCCCUCUGCACAGAUGAUGAUGGACAAGGCAAUGGUAGCUGGGAUCCAGCAGGCCCAUGCUGAACAGCUGGCUAACAUGAGAAUACAGGACCUCAACAUCAGCCUCAAGCCACUCAACUCAGUCAAUAACCCCAUCCUGAGGAAGAGGAAACUCCUAGGCAGCAAGCAGAGGGAUGGCUUCUUCAUCCACGAUCCAGAGAACGGUGGCGAGGACGCCAAUGUGGCCCUGGAGAAACUCAGAGACGUCAUCGCUCAGUGUAUCCUCCCACAGGCUGGGGAGAAUGAGGACGAGAAACUGAAUGAGGUGAUGCAUGAUGCGUGGCGUUUCAACCGAGACUGCAAACUACUGCGAGACGGGCUGCAGGGCCUCAGCUGGGAUGGACGGGCCUUCUCUGACAAAGUGGAUCGCUUGAAGUUGGCUGAAAUAGUGAAACAGGCCAUAGAGGAAAAGACACAUUUACAAGACUCUCAGUAGCAUUUAUUUAUAUCUCCUUUUGUAUCAUUUAUUCUAACAUUUUUUAAGCUAAUGACUGUAGAGGCAUUUUUUGUGUAAAUUAACAGCUUAAACUAUAGGAUUUUUUUUAAAGAACUCACUUGCAAGACUAUUGUACUGUAGAUAUAUUGAAAAGAGGCCUUGUUGGCACUAUAUAUUUUUUUUAUGAACAGGUGCAAAGAAUAAAAAAUCCUUAUAUUUUAGUAAAAAAAAGAGGAAAAUCACAAAAAUAUUAUUUUCUGUAACCCACUGGAGGGAAUUUUUACAAGCUGCUUGUCCUGGAUGUCCACGGUGAUGUUUUAAUCUCACUCGUUUUUUUAUUUCAUUUGAUUCUUAUUCCUUUACCUUUUUUAACAAUGCUACAAAUUGUAUUUAUUUCACAAAGAAACCCUUAUUUUUUACCAUGAA
Molecule: messenger RNA, 3571 nt
Organism: Salmo salar (Atlantic salmon)
Lineage: Eukaryota; Metazoa; Chordata; Actinopteri; Salmoniformes; Salmonidae
Source: RefSeq, a predicted model, not a curated record